CUCAAACGGCCUCCACAGUUAACAGAUCUCAGUCCAACAGAGCACCUUUGGGAUGUGGUGGAAUGGGUGAUUCACAUCACGGAUGUGCAGCCAGCAAAUCUGCAGCAACUCUGUCACGCUAUCAUGUCAAUAUGGACCUAAAUCUCCGAGGAAUGUUUCCAGCACCUUGUUGAAUCUAUGUCAUGUGAAUCAGGACGGUUUUAAAGGAAAAAAGGUCCAACCCAGUGCUAGCAAUGUGUACCUAACAAAGUGGCAAGCACACGCAUACUGAUCAGUUAAUCUAGACAAUAAUUAUCAAAUGAACAAAAUGAGAAUGAAUAGUUAAAGCCCUAACAAUAACAACAACAACAACAACACACUAACUAUGGCAAUACUGCGCAAAACUCCAGGCUACCACACAAAGGAACAACAUCAUGAGGGUCAGAGGAGAGAUGGAUGAGCUCUGGGCAUUCAGCUCUGCCACCACAGAACAUUUUUCUGUCCAGCAUGAGCGACACUGAAAGGACAAAAUCAGGACAUGAGGCAAAAAGGGAAGGAGAAAAACCCUGUAUUUAGUUAUUAUUUUUUUAUUAACAUAACUGAGAUUUUCUGAAUAAUUUCUGGACAACAAACAACGACAUGGCCAGAGUUGAAGAAAAGAAUGGCACGUGUGAAAUAUAACAGUGAAAACGAAGUGAUAAUACAUCUCUAGAUUAAUUAGAUAUGCAAAACAAAAAAAUAAAAAUAAUUGUAAAAAUCUAAUACAUUUGUAAAAUGUUUUAUUGUAUAAAAUAGGUGAGAUCUUUAAUUUGCAUGUUGUCCGAGAGGGAUUUCAUAUCUAAACAUAUUUCAUUAGCUCACUAAACAAGACAACCCACGGCAAAUCAAUAUUGGUAUAACAGCCUUCUGUCACUCUACUAAUCAGAUAAUCAGCUGGCUGCUUCAGUUCUCCAUUUAGGGAUUUAAGAAACAAUUAGAUUUAAUCCACACAAAUAAAACCCCCAAAUUUAACAAGUAGUCAAUUAUACAUAUCAUUAUUGCUGCUGUUUCAUUUGAUGUGGGAAGAGCGAUACUCUUGUGUUUCUCCUGCCUCUCUGCACAUGUUAAACCUCAGUGCAUGUACCAUCAACCAGCCCCUCUUUCCAGUGCUUUGUUCGAGCAGGUUGUUGGGGGAAGGUUGGGAAGAAAUACUGGGUGUGGCUUCGCUGUUCUCAUGGCAACGGAGUUAUCACUGCCUUUAAACUGCUUCACCAGCACCAGAGUGGUGAAACUCAGCCGCCAAUAACAAUAUACGUGCGAAGCUGGUGAUGUACAUUAUUUGUGCUUAUUGGUACAAUAUUUCAGCUAAACCGACUGGCUCAGGCUGAGCCUCUGUGCAUGCGUGUCAUGUCUGACAUAUCAGUGCAAAGCAAGAACCGAGCACACGCAUGGAGAAGCAGGUGCUUGGUGGCUUUCUAAGCAAUUUCUUUGCGUAGACAUGUAAUAGCAUGGGAUGAAACCCAUUCAAAUGUGCCACUAUCAGUAUUCUGGAUUUAUACCAGCAGCUAUGUGGGAAUAGUGCUGUCCAGGAUGCAGGAAUAUCUUCCUUAUAAAGCACAAGGUUACUGUCUAUUCAUGGACACAUACAGAGUAAAUAGACUCUGAGUGUGUGGCCAUGUAAUAGCACUGAAAACAUGACCUGUAGACAACCCCAGCGAGGAGGUUAAACAACACAAAGCAGAGAAGCUGCUGUACAUACAGUCCAUCUGUACUGCUGUCAAUGUCUACAAGCCUUUGUGUACCUCAUUAUGUUACUGUGAACAAGUGAGAAAACUGACAAUAUAAUAAUAUAACACCUUUACCUCCAUGCUGUCUCACUGAGUAUAGAUAGCUUCUUUAAAUGAGGUCAGGAUAAAUCAGACAUCUGCUACAAAUGUAGCUGCAUUUCGAGCCAGGUUUGCUUUCAGGGGGUUGCUGAAUUUAGACAAAGUCAGUGGCAGCUUCUGUGUGCUUUAAAAAGCACUGAUCAAAACUGCUUCAUUAAGGCAGGCUUAUACUUAUCGUGUAUUGUCAGAAUAAGUAGUUAACAGCCAUCUAAUAUGGACUCUUACUGUAUAAGAUGUUGCAAAUAUUACCAUCUGGUGUUAAAAUACAGUACUGCAGAAAUUGCUGUGCCGUACAUUAAUAGUCCAUGUCAGAGGGCUGAUAACAUGCUAUAGUUUUAAGUAUAAACCUUUACCGAUCAAGUAGUGUUCAUUGAGGGUUUUGGCUACAUCGACACCAGGGGAUAAGCUAAAGGGAAAACCACAAUAUAUUCAAAAGAAAUAUAACUGAAUGGUUGACAAGGAUAAAAAAUAGUACUAAUCAGCCUGUCCUCCUCAAAACACAGUUUAUCAAAUGUAUUUUUCACCCUGUAAUGUUAAGUGUAUCAUAUUUGAUACAAGACUUUCACAUCAUCAGUAUCCCUCUGAAAAACCUAAAUAAAUUGUACAAUAAAUUUGAAAGCAAUAAAUUGAAACAAAACAAAACAAAAAAGAACAAAAAUAACACAGAUGUAACAAAUAUGAUAGAAAUUAAAGCUGGUGUGUGCAAAUUAAUAUUUCAUUUCUUUCUCUCUCUCUCUCUUUUAAAAUGUGCUAGAAGGUUUAAUAAACCUAAAAGAAUUCUGGUAAUGUUUUCAUGGCUCAGGCUUUAAUGGGAUAAGAAUAGAUGCUUUACUGUGUAUUUUCCUUUACCAUACAUUAAACCUUACAAUUCUGGAAAGUUAGAUUGGGGAAUAAAAGUGCAUUACCAGCAAAGAAUUUAUAUUUUUAUUUAUAUAUAUAUAUAUAUAUUUUUAAUGAACUACAUACUAAAGUGUUGGUAUUACAGUACUGUGCGUUAAAAGUGGUCGUAAAAGACUUUACAAAUACUGAGUAUUUUAAUGCAGGAUUGAGAUCAGGAUUGUACUUUAUUAAUACAAACUCAAGUAAGCUUCACGUUCAGUAACAACAACAAUGUGAAGACCGGGCAGAUGCACAAUAUCCAGUCGGUAGGAUGCACUAUUGCUCUUCUCAUGCUUAUCCCUGUGUGGCUUUACAAAUAUAAGUAAGAAAUAAUGCUAAAUAUAAAUUGUCAAUUGUAAGUUCGUUACCUGUAAAAUGUAGAGCACUGAAGAACAUGCAAAGCCCAUAACUCAUCUGUCUUUCUUCUUUACAGUGUGUAGCUCAGGGCUGUGAACAUAAAGCCUGGAGGCCAGACUUGGCUGGCAAAGAUUCCAAUCUGGACCGUAUAAAAGAGGGCAUAAAUUCUGGACUUUUAAGUGUUCUUUCACAGGUCUUCCUGCUGAUGAUGACUUCUCCCAUGGCCAUUCAUAUUACAUCAUAAAACUGAGUUUAUUUUGGUUUGGCUUUUUCCACAAUCCACUAUAGAAGUUUUCUGUUGCAGUGGGUCCACAGUAAAAAACAAACAAACAGAAAACAUCAGGACGUUUUGUGUGAAGGAAAAGAAACUUUCUGUUUUAGAAUUAAAAUCCCUGGUGCAUUUCUUGUUGUGUCUCUCUUUGUUGCAUUUAGGAAGCAAAUUAAAAACAGCCACUUAAUACCUUUUAUUUAUUCAGUCAGAUAUGGUAAUAGUAUAAAUAACAAUGACAGUUAAAUCAGGUACUUACAUGCAAUUUGUGAUUUUUCAAUGAUUUAACACAGCUAACUCAGCUCACUAAAUUGGAAAAAAAGUUAUUUUGUUUUAUUUUGGUCACUUUCAUUUCAAGUACUCGUGUUUGAGGUUUUCUGGCUUUGUUGUUUAAUGACAUAUCUAAGAAAAUAUAACUUAUAAAAGCCCUGAAAAGUUGUUUUUCUUGCCAGAUUUUCACUUGGCUACCUGCAGGCCAGAUAUUCUACAGAUUCUUUCUCUAAUCUAAAACAUUUCCUACCGUUUUUACAGCAUUUGAAUGCAGCAGAGCAUUUUGAGCGCCAACUCUGGCUGUGAUAGCUAACGCAGAGCAGAAGAGGGGUUCGGUUUAAAAAUAAGAAGCAGAUGAAAAACAAGCUACACUAAUAGUAGUUAAUUCGUAGUUUUCUGGCCAUGUUUCGCUAUAAGACUGCCUGGUUUUCUAGCAGUGUGCCACAGACCUGUCACAUGUUUUGGACUUCAGAGGGGGGCUCCAUUGCUCAUUGGAGGACAGCGGAUUACCUUUUCAGUGAAGAUGCUACAUGCCCUGAUACUCUUAGGAUCUUUGAGAGCAAGGAUUACCUCUGGAACAAGCUGACAGUAUUUCACAGCUUGUUUCUGUCCGCCUGUGAAAAGAGGCAGAGUGUGAAGUCUUUGAGCAUUGGUCAGUAUGUGCUGCCUCCAGCCUCCGUACAAGAUGAGGUGAGAAAAGUGUUUGGGCAGCUGAUUUGGGAGCGUAAUGAGCAGUCAGCGGAUGAGCACUCCCUGAAAAGCUUUAAUUGCCCAACAGAUGAUGAGUUCAGUGAAGAAGAAAUCAGCAUAAGUUCUGGACUAUCUGACGCCGACUCAUCAGAAAAUGAAGCACCACUUUGUGGUCAUAUGCAAAAAUAUCCAAUUAAAAGCAUGAUUACAGGGUACGUCAGCAUGGACAAGCUGCAGAAAUACUCGGGUGACCUGUGCGAUUUCUAUUGCGGGUGUUUCCGAUGCUUCAGAUGUAAAACACUCUGCUGUUUGCCACACUCAUAAGCAAGCAAAUAGUUAGAGAAAACCAGCAGUUUUUACAAGAUGAGUUAUUAUGUUUGUUUAUUAUGUUUACAUUGCCUUCCUGCACUGAUUUAUUAGUAAUCAGUAUGUUAUAGCUACUGCUGAUGUCAUUUUGUGAUUUUAUUGUACUCUUGUUACAGUUCUGUGUGCCACUAGCUUUUAACUUUCAUAUCAUAAACGAUGGUGAUUUGCCACAUGA
Haplochromis burtoni (Burton's mouthbrooder) is the source of this 4849-nucleotide messenger RNA. RefSeq names its product telomere repeat binding bouquet formation protein 2 (gene terb2). Bases 4021 to 4632 code for a protein of 203 amino acids. Gene Ontology annotation, biological process: homologous chromosome pairing at meiosis; meiotic attachment of telomere to nuclear envelope. NCBI's taxonomy places the organism in Eukaryota, Metazoa, Chordata, Actinopteri, Cichliformes, Cichlidae. The transcript is spliced from 7 exons. The record is from RefSeq and is a predicted model, not a curated record. Gene Ontology annotation, cellular component: nuclear inner membrane.